CUGAUACAGAAGUACCAAAAACUCCCAAACCCAAACCCUAAUCCUACUCCCAAUCUCGGCCUCCGAAGCCAACGUGCUUUUUUCCCUCCCCUACUACCCCCCUCCCUCUCUCUAAUAAUACACUCGGGCACGCCCACGCCCACGCUGUGCAAUACCCUUCCAACAAGGUUCUGUUGUUAUUUGAUCGAACGAUAGCUGCCGUCGGAUCUGCUAUUAUUCAGAUCUGGGACGAUAGGCUCUAGAUUCCGUCUGUACGCGCCCUGAUCAGAACCACACGCGCCGAGAUCUGACCCACACCAACAUGGUCGUUCAUGGCCUGCCAUUGAAGCGGAUGAAGAGGCGAGUCACGGCUGACCUGUUCGACUUCCUGACGUUCCCUCCAUCCUGCUCCUCCGGCGAGUCUCCAUUCCCCAUCGGUCCCUUUAGGACCAGCGUGAAGGCAUUUUUGUCAAAGCACGCGCUGUUGCAACCUCCGUCCUCACUUUUCCCUCACCUGCUGACGUGGCAGAUCCUGUUUAAAGUCGGUGAACUCACCGACGGUCCGGACUCAUUGCCGUCGGUGGUCUGCCUCGAUGUUGUGGAAGAGGACGUCGUCAGAUCUAGAUCUGUCUAUUGCGACCAGUGCCGUGUCGUUGGUUGGAGUGAUAAUCCGGUGUGUGCAAAGCGCUACCAUUUUAUAAUCAAGGCAUAUGGUAAUUCCAUUGGUGGGCAAAACAAAUCAUGUGUUGGCUGUGGUGAUGUCCUCCAUUCAUCUCAGUCAAGGUGCAAGUCAUGCAACCAUGUGAUAACCACAGAAGAUGUUGAAGACUGGAUGCAUAACCAGUUGGAUGACACUUCUCAUCUUUUACAUGGUGUGGUCCAUGCAAAUGGUUAUGGGCACCUUCUCAGAGUCAAUGGAAGAGAAGGUGGCUCUAGGGUACUUUCUGGAUGUAACAUCAUGGACUUCUGGGAUCGGCUAUGUAUAAUACUUGGAGUUAGGAAGGUUAGUGUGAUGGAUGUGUCAAAAAAGUAUGGGUUGGAGUUUCGGCUACUUCAUGCCAUCACCAAAGGUCAUACAUGGUAUGGUGAUUGGGGUUAUGAGUUUGGUGCUGGCAGUUUUGCUCUAACCCAAGAUGACUAUAAAACAGCUGUUUCAAGCCUUUCCGAUCUGCCUUUGUCCCUCUUUUUGUCUCAGGGACGGAAACCCCGAACUCGGCUGCAGGAUUUGAUAUCAUUUUAUCAGUCCUUAUCGGAGCACGGGCUUGUUAAUGUCAGAGAUCUCUUCUGUUUCCUGAUGACUUUGAUUCAUGAUUCCCACAAAUAUCCGUUAAGUACUGAUGAUGCCAUCUGCAAAAAGCGUCGAUCUUCUGUUUCAAACAUCUUGUGUGCAUGGACCACCAGAGAUAUUGUACACGUAGAAGCAGCAAUGGUUAGAGUAUUACGGGCUGUUACCGGGCCUAACUGGGUGAGUUGGCGUGCUCUUAGGGGUGCUGUUUGCAAAGUGGCCCCUCCGGAGCUCUUGGAUUACUGCCUCAAGGAACUCAAGGGGAAACAGGCUGUUGAUGGAAUGGUUAUUAAUGCUCGUUGUGCUCCAGAUUCAGGUGCUAUGGAGUACAGACUCGAGCCAGGAAGUGUGCCCCCCCUGGUUGGAAGUACGUCAAAUGACAUUCCGUCUGUUCCAAACUGCCCAUCUGAAGAACACCUUGUGCGGGAUCUGAGGUACUUGUACGAAUUCUUGCUUCACCCUCAAACCAUGCUAAGCAAUGUUCCUCAGGCAACAAGGGAUCUAGCAAUCAGCUCAGCAACAAAGCUUCUCGAUUGCAAGCAGUUUAUGAAAGACUACCGGCCUGAAAACAUGAUACGUGGGUCAAACCCAUUUAUGAUACAGCUCUCAUGUGAGGUGGAUGUCAUGGACCACUGUGAAGAAUAUGCUGUGAAUCCACCUUUCGAAAUUAUUAUGUUAUCCGCUAAUGCUACCAUUUCUGAUAUUAAGCUCGAAGCAUCAAAGGCCUUUCAAGAAGUAUAUUUGAUGUUUAGAAGAUUUCAAGCAGAAGAGCUUUUUGGUUAUGGCAGUGUUGAUGAAUCCACCCAAAUCAGUCUUUUGCUAGGGUCAACCAAAUUGGUCAAAGUUCGAGGGAGAUGCCUUGGGAAAAAUGGGUUAUGUAAAUUCAGAAUGGAGAGGGGAGUUGAGAGAUGGACAGUGGAGUGCAGUUGUGGGGCCAAAGACGAUGAUGGAGAGAGGAUGCUGGCUUGUGAUGCCUGCGGUGUGUGGCAACACACCAGAUGUGCUGGGAUUUUGGACUUUGAUGCCGUUCCUGCUAGGUUUGUUUGUCACAAAUGCUGGUGCACGGAUCAAAUGACAAAAGCUAAUGGGCGCUGCAUGGAUGAGACAGUGGGUUCCAGUGGUGUGGGUGUGGCUUUGGGAAGAUAUUGAAAGAGUGUGAUGUGCCCUGGGAUUUUGAACUCUGUAAAUGGCUUUCUUUCUUAUAUAUUUUUUUUUUGGCUGGAGAGGUGUUCUCAGGUCUAAAGGAAUGUGUAUAUAUAUAGACCGGGCCUUGAUUUCAUCGGCGCAUUUCUAGUUGGUUUUCCCAAUCAUUAAGCUUUGUUGCUAUUGUACAUUACCUUUUUUUGCUAAAUGUGUGGUUGCCAACCCAAACGGAAAAAAUGAAAAAGGAACAAGAAUGGAUGGAGAAGAGGUUGGACAAACAGGAAAUAUGUGGUGAUGCUGCAUCAAUUUGUUUGGUUGUCUUCGUUCAUGUUGUCAUCUUGUUGAUAUGUCAAUUUUGUUAUUGG
Molecule: messenger RNA, 2772 nt
Organism: Ilex paraguariensis (yerba mate)
Lineage: Eukaryota; Viridiplantae; Streptophyta; Magnoliopsida; Aquifoliales; Aquifoliaceae
Source: the annotation of a GenBank genome assembly